AUGGUGAAAAUUAAGCCACACUCACUCUUUCACCUCUGUUUAAUUCCUGUGAAUGUGAAGGACUUGGACACCGAAAAGUACUUCCAUUUGGUGCUUCCAAAUGAUGAACUUGUUGAAACGAAGAGAUCUCACAAACAUUGCCACCGCAAGAAGGUUUUGCCAGAGAUCUACCUGACCAGACUGCUCUCCACCAAGGGCACACUGCAGAAGUUCCUGGAUGAUUUGUUUCGUGCAGUGCUCAGUAUCCAUGCAGUGAAACCCCCCUUUGCUGUGAAGUAUUUCUUUGAUUUCCUGGAGGAACAGGCUGAGAAACGGGGCACCACUGACCCAGACACCCUGCACAUCUGGAAAACCAACAGCUUGCCUCUGCGCUUUUGGGUGAAUAUCCUGAAGAAUCCUCAGUUCGUCUUUGAUGUGGAAAAGACUGACCAUAUGGAUGCCUGUCUGUCAGUGAUAGCCCAGGCCUUCAUUGACGCCUGCUCCAUCUCUGACCUCCAACUAGGCAAGGAUUCACCAACAAAUAAACUGUUGUAUGCCAAGGAAAUCCCAGAGUACAAGAAGGCUGUGCAGAAAUAUUACAGAGAGAUCCAGGAAAUGAUCACACUGAGCGAACAGGAAAUGAAUGCUCACCUAGCGGAGGAGUCCCGGAAAUAUCAGAAUGAAUUUAACACCAAUUUUGCGAUGGCUGAAAUCUACAAAUAUGCCAAGAGAUAUCGCAGUCAAGUGAUGAAUGCCUUGGAAUCAAACUCAGCGACCCGACGCAUGCAGUUUCAACACAAGUUUGAACAAGUCAUUGCACUGAUGGAGGAUAAUAUUUAUGAAUGUUGCAGUGAGGCCUAGCUGGAGUGAGCUCACUGACUGAGUACACCACUGACCCGCACUUCUAACGCUGACAACCUUCAACAGACUGUUCUUCACAACAACUCGUCCAUUAGUGCUGUCCAACGGCCCUGAAUAUAAAAGGGAUUGUGUUUUACUCCAGUCAGUAACAGCCAGGCAUGGGGGCUUUUGACCAACACUAAGAAUUAGUGGCAGCAUGUGCCGUGGGUUAUGGGUGGUAUGGGUUUUAUAUCCCUGUCUGAUGGGCUGGUCAUGAGUACAACCUGUGCAAUCCCAGCUGGGGGGGGGAGGGAAGGGUU
Messenger RNA from Carcharodon carcharias (great white shark), 1139 nucleotides. Its product is annotated as plexin-D1-like. Gene Ontology annotation, cellular component: semaphorin receptor complex. Lineage: Eukaryota; Metazoa; Chordata; Chondrichthyes; Lamniformes; Lamnidae. Gene Ontology annotation, molecular function: semaphorin receptor activity. Gene Ontology annotation, biological process: semaphorin-plexin signaling pathway involved in axon guidance; endothelial cell migration; regulation of GTPase activity. The record is from RefSeq and is a predicted model, not a curated record. Bases 1 to 840 code for a protein of 279 amino acids. The transcript has 8 exons.